AUGGCUCAGACCAGAUUCGCUCUGCUGUUCGCAGCCCUUCUCCUGGGUUAGUUGUUGUGUAUUGAAACGAAAACAUUAUCAUUUUCUCAGCUUCUGGCACUUCGGCCCAGAACCAGGACCGAGAAUGCGCCUGCGACCUGGCCAACCUGUGGCUUGACGUCGUCGUCGUCGUGGACAACUCUCAGGGUAUGACCGCCCAGGGAGUCGUCCAAGUCGACUCCGAUAUCGUCACCCUUUUCGGCCAGUCCACAGUCGGUUCCGGCUACCAAGAUCCCAGAAGCACCCGUGUCGGUCUCGUCACCUACGCCAGCACCGCCACGCAGGUUCGUUAAUUCUUCUUUUCAUAAAAAAUAAAAUAUAAGAGACCAAAACGUCGACUUGUACACCUUUCUAGAAGGUACUAAGACAAUAUAUUUAUCGCAGAGAUUUCCAAAAUUCAGAGAGAAUCAAAAACAAAACUCGAUGAGAAUAGCAGCAAAGUGAAAAGUGUACAGAGCAAACGAAUAAAAAAAAACACUGUUGAGAAGUUUUUUUUUCAAAAGCAUAGUUUCUUUGAAAGUCAGAAUAAGCUUUUGUUUCUUUUUCUUUGACAUUUUGCUUUCGAAUGAAGAAAUUUUGCAAGUCGUGAAAAAAGCUCUUUAAAAUUAAAUUCCGUAGCUAUAAAAGUCACUUUCCAGCAAUUCGACUUGAACAGGUUCAACAGUACGGACGACUUCAUCCAAGGUAUCUUCCAGUACGCUAAAGUCUCCACCGACGAGAACUCUAUUAUCAAGAGGUGAGAUCAAGUUUCCUGGCUUUUCUCUCAACUCGAAACUUCAGCGGCCUUUCGUCGGCCUUCGAUUUGAUGACCAAGGCGAGAGCCAACAACGUCCGCAGGAACUACAAACAGGUCGUCAUUGUCUACGCUUCCGACUACAAGUUCGUUCGAACCGAAAAACCCGAAGAGCUCAGGAGAAAUUCAGAGAGGACGGUGAGAACAACCCGCUGCAGAUCGCCGACCAGAUCAAAGAAAGUGGCACGACCAUCAUCACCGUCGCCUUCAACCAGAACACCGGAGGUGCUCUCACCGCAGGCCUCGCCAAGAUCGCUUCCCCUGGCGCCGCGUUCAAGUCCACCGACAUGAACAUCGUCGGAGAGAUCCAGAACAUGCUUUGCCAAGGUUAGCAACACCCCCUCCCGAACCUAAUAAACUAUACUUGCAGUCAAUUGCUUCUGCCCCGACACCUGGGUUCAGUACACCAACGCCUUCAAUGAUCCGACUGCCUGGAAGUACGGAGUCUGCCUCAGAAUCGGUUCGCAAGCCAAUCAAAAAUUAAAUAAAUGACAGAAAAAUCAAGGCGAGAUCGAUUCGAUGUGGACCGCCGCCAAGUACGCUUGCCAGAACCUUUUCCAGGGCGCCUACCUCGCCACCGAAUUCGACAACAAGAAGCACGAUUUCAGCCGAUGUUUGUCAUUGAAUUUGACUUUUUUCAUCGCUGGCUUGCCACUAUUUUUCAAUUCUUCUUGAGAUCACUCAAGCUAACGGAGAAUAGAUUAUAGAAUUUAUUGAUGAAUAUUAAUUUAUAUUGUUUUUUUUUUCAGUGUUCUUCAGCAACGACACGACGAACUCGCCGCCCUACAUGUACCACAUCGGCCUGAGCUACGAUACUGCCACCCAAGCCUACACCUGGGAGCAGCCUGCGAACGUCGCCAGGCUCGGAGUAAGUCUAUAAAAUAUUCAGAGAGAGAUAGUAAAAAAAAUUAAAAAAGGCUAAAGAACGAAAAAUUAAGUUUAAAAUAACUCUUUUGAAGUGAAAUAUACAGAAAACUAGUCAAACGAAGGAAGUAUAGGGUUGCUCGCUCAAUUCGAAAGUUUCGUGGAAAUUGAAAAUUUGCAAAUAAAGUUUCUUUUAAUUUUGCAAAACAGAAAUUAACUCAACAGCUUCGUUUCAAAGUGAACUUCGAUUUAAAACAAAAAAAAAUUUUUUUAGCAACUUUUUAUACACGAUAUGUUUGUGUUUGCUUUAAAAUUUAUUUUUGCAUUCAAAAGAUUCAGAAGCGAAUUUCCAAUAAAGCUCCACUUUUAAAAUAGAAAUAAAGCUCAUUAUGGUUUCAAAGAAAAAAACUUUUUUUCGUAAAUAAUCUUUCAACAUCAGUUUGCAUUGUAAGAAAUAAGUUCAUUUUUAUUUUUCAGCUCUCCGGCCAAACCUACAAGGCGUGGAACUCGGGCUACCCUCAAUUGACCAGCUCCACUGGUUGCGUUCUUAACCAACAGUCGGGAUCUGAUUCAAUGGUCCGUUUCAAAAUACCCUUCCUUUUUCAAGAAGCAAUCAUUUUCAGGUCGGAUGGCAAAACGAAAACUGCUACUCAGUGGCGAAACGAUACGUGUGCGAAUUGAGUUCCUGUGAUACCAGCAAGUAUUGCGACAAUCGUGUCUGA
Caenorhabditis auriculariae is the source of this 2418-nucleotide messenger RNA. The record is from the annotation of a GenBank genome assembly. Lineage: Eukaryota; Metazoa; Nematoda; Chromadorea; Rhabditida; Rhabditidae.